This is a messenger RNA of Closterium sp. Naga37s-1, 837 nucleotides long. NCBI's taxonomy places the organism in Eukaryota, Viridiplantae, Streptophyta, Zygnematophyceae, Desmidiales, Closteriaceae. The record is from the annotation of a GenBank genome assembly.
AUGCUUUUGUUCUCUUUCCGUUACGGGCAGGGAGACUGCCAGACGGGCGAGAAGCAGUCGCCCAUCAACAUCGUGAUGGACGAGGCCAAGGAGGAGAGCGCGCCGGAGAAGUUCGUGCUCGAUUACGACUCCGCCGCCACCACCGCCACCGUUGUCAACCAUGGAUACACAGUUCGUGCACGUGCACUCGUUUUCGGAGCACGCAGUCAACGGAAAUUGACGGCUCACUCUUUUCCCCAAUCCCCCUCCCUCCCUAUCUCGUCCUCCCUCGCGCAGGUGCACGUGCACUCGUUCUCGGAGCAUGCCGUCAACGGGCUUUUCGCGGCCAUGGAGGCUCAUUUCGUGCACCAGCACGAGAACGACAACACGUCCCUCGCGGUGGUGGGAGUCAUGAUCAGACUGCAGCGCCACGACGAGAAGUCCGACUGGAUCGACAGCAAGGUACCAGCGGGGGUGGACACCAACACCACCAUUGACAGCAAGGUACCAGCUGCGGUGGACACCAACACCACCAUCGACGCUGGCAAAGCAAAUUGGCAGAGCAAGGUACCAGCCGGGGUGGACACCAACACCACCAUCGACGUUCCCCAAAACUUUUGGACGGAGAUGAUCGACCCGUCCAUGGGCUUCUGGCGCUACUCCGGCUCGCUCACCACCCCCGCCUGCAGCGAGAUCGUCGAGUGGCAUGUGCUGCGCAAGGCCAAGUUCCUCUCCGUGGCUCAGGCCAUCACGUUCAUGAACCUGAUCGCCAAGGAGAAUACCGAGCGCACCGACAACCGCCUUCCCGAGCCGCUGAAUGGGCGCAUGGUUACGUACUUCACGAAUGUCUCUGCUUAG